Molecule: messenger RNA, 7910 nt
Organism: Eupeodes corollae
Lineage: Eukaryota; Metazoa; Arthropoda; Insecta; Diptera; Syrphidae
Gene: Mkk4
Product: dual specificity mitogen-activated protein kinase kinase 4
Exons: 5
Coding region: 1266-2417 (383 amino acids)
Biological process (GO): protein phosphorylation; MAPK cascade
Molecular function (GO): JUN kinase kinase activity; ATP binding
Source: RefSeq, a predicted model, not a curated record
AACAGAAAUAAAUGUUUCCUCGCUCUAAAAUUGCUAUAAUUAAAAAAACGCGUGUCGAAAUUCGUGCUGAGGUAGUGCAAAAUUGAGCCGUGUAAUUAGUUUGUAGGUUAUUUAGUGAUAUGUUCAAUGGAAAUCAGAUUCUCUCGUUUUAAUAUAAUGUUUUUUUUUUUAUGCAGCCAAAUAAAAGUUAACACUUGACAUACAAAGCAUAGCACACCCUAUAUAAACUCCGAAAUAGACAAAUUAAAAACUCACCACACUCGAUAAAUAAUCAAUUUGACAUUUCUGCUGCCUGCGCUCUCAACACCACACCACAUACACACACACCAUACACACCACACACCAAAGAAAACCAACCAUUCAUUUUUCAUUAUUCAUUUUCAUUCUUCUUGUUCUUCAUCUUUUCGUCGUCUUUUCGCAGUGUGUGCUUUUUCGUGUGUGCUCUGUGCUGUAACUGAAAAAGAAAAUUUCUCCAAAAAGAAAAAUCCACUGAAAAAAGUCAAAUUUUCUUUGUGAAAAUUCCUCCCAAACAAUUCCAAUUUCAAUCAAGUGCAUUUAUAAUUGGCAUUUCCAUUCACAAUUCAACUCCCUCAGCAAAUUAAUUCGGGAAAAACUCAAAAAUUACCCGAAAACACCACAAAACCAAUCCCCCCGGCCGUCGAAAUGGAACGAACCCAUUAAAAAGAGAUAAAAAUCAAAGAAACAUACAAAAUACAAUAAAAUUCGAUUAGAAAUUUUCUUUUCUUUUCUUAGUCGUGUUUUCUUUUUAAAUCUUUUGGUAUUUUGUUAGUUGAAUUAACUUCCUCGUUGUCGUUUUAUUGUUUUUUUUUUAAUUUUUGUUGGUCUGUUGCGGGUGUCGAUUGGCGAAGGAACAGGAACAGGAGCAGGAAGAAGCUGAUGCGGAAAAGCGACAAUUUUUCCUCAAGACUAAGUUCUUUUUUUGUGUUUUAAGUUUUCCAUUGGAUUGGUUUUCGUUUUGGUCGUUGUCGUUGGUUACAUUGUUGGAAUCAGCUAUCAGCGGAAGGCGGAAGGGUUUCAAUUUGGAGAUUGACGACGGUUCGUCGGGCAUAAUUCUAAUCCAAGUGCGGCUGCGGCGGCGGGGUAGAGAGCGGACUGUGGACAGUGGAGCUGGGAGCUUGGAAGUGGGAAGUUUAUUUACACUGAGAUUUGCGUGUGCCAAUAAUAAAUUUGCGAUAAAUAUUUUAUCGAAAAAUAAAUAACAUAAAAAGUAAAAACAGUUUUUGCUGCUGGUGCUGUUGGGAAAAAUGGCGGAACGUCAAAAUAAUUUGUCAGGUGCCCGUCCCCGGAAUCCACCAGGUGAACUGAGUCUAAAUAAUCUUCAUCUACGGCAACAGCCCGAACGAAAGAAACAGCUUACAUUAAGCCUCGCCGAUGGGCCUGUUGUGCCAGCUCCAUUGCCAGACAAGACCCGCGAACGAAUCAAGAUUCAAGCAUCGGGCAAGCUACAAUUUGGUCAACAUGUCUAUCACUUCACGUCGGAUGACAUGGAGGACCUUGGCGAAAUUGGUCGUGGUGCAUUUGGUGCUGUUAAUAAAAUGAUCUUUAAAAAAACCGAAUUUGUGAUGGCUGUAAAGCGUAUUCGUUCAACAGUCGACGAGAAAGAACAAAAACAACUCCUUAUGGAUCUGGAAGUUGUAAUGAAAUCAAACGAAUGCCCAUUUAUUGUGCAAUUUUUCGGGGCACUCUUCAAAGAAGGCGACUGUUGGAUAUGCAUGGAACUUAUGGACACAUCUUUGGAUAAAUUCUAUAAAUACAUCUAUGAACGGAAAUGCCAACGAAUUCCCGAAUCGAUAUUGGCCAAAAUAACAGUUGCCACUGUGAAUGCGUUGAAUUAUCUCAAAGAAAAAUUAAAAAUCAUUCAUCGGGAUGUGAAGCCGAGUAAUAUUCUAUUGCAUAAGCGCGGUGAUAUCAAGUUGUGUGACUUUGGUAUUUCCGGACAAUUAGUCGAUUCAAUAGCCAAGACAAAGGAUGCCGGAUGUCGACCUUAUAUGGCGCCCGAGAGGAUUGAUCCCGAAAGGGCGAAGGGUUAUGAUGUCCGCAGUGACGUGUGGUCAUUGGGAAUAACAUUGAUGGAAGUAGCAACUGGAAAUUUUCCCUACAAAAAGUGGGAUUCUGUCUUUGAACAGUUAUGCCAGGUUGUCCAAGGUGAUGCACCGCAAUUACAACCAUCGUUCAAUGGAAUGGAGUUUUCAGUCGAAUUUGUUGACUUUGUAAAUACUUGCUUAAUCAAAAACGAAAGUGAACGACCAAAAUAUAGCCGUUUACUGCAAAUGCCAUUUAUACAGCGUGGUGAACGUAGUCAUACCGAUGUCGCUGCCUAUGUAACCGAUAUUCUUGAGUCAAUGGAAAGUGAUGGAAUCACUGAAUUCACAACAAAUCAACCCGCUGAAAGUUAAUAUAAUCUUUCAGGAAUGUAGGUUUUUUAUUUUGUUUUGUUUAAAUUGAUUCUUCUUGUAAGUAAAGUGUGUUCAAUAAUAAUUCAAACAAAAAAGAAAACACAAUACACAAACCUAGAAACACUCGAAAUUUACAAGCAACAAAAUUAAUAACACCAGUUUGACUUUGGUGGUGCCAUUGACGAGCGACGACGAUGACGACGACUCAAAAACAACCAUCUACAAAACAAAAACCAACAACACCAAAACAACAACACGGUUCGGCAAUGGGGAGGGAGGGAAAAACAACUUAAGUUCUUUUUGACUUGUUUAAAUAAUCAAAAGUGAAAAGAAAAAAAAAAACAAAAACUAAAGUAAUUAAGUUUAACUUUGUUAUAUAUAAAUUUAUCCCUGUAAGAAUUAGAUUUUUGUUUGUUUUUAUUAAGAGUAGGUAUGUACAAAUCAAAUCAACAAAAAGAACUUUGUACUGAAGAACAAAUAGACGUAGAGGUGCGAAUUCGAAAAAAUAUAAUUAAAUAAAUAACAGUGCAGGCACUGGAGGUCAAAUCGUUUCAAAAUUGUACUUAAAAAUUACAAAAAUCAUGAAAAACUGAUACAACUUACAAAAAUGAUGAAAAACUUAUACAACACUCCAAACUGCAACAUCACGUUUUAGCCCUAAGGAAACUGGGGUGGCGCUCGCUAUUUUAAAAUUAAUAAAUGACUCUUAUUCAAACUGUUUAUGCAAAAGUGUUCAAAUUUUACAAAAGUCCUCCUCCAUCUUGAACUAAAUUGAAUACUUGAUGUAUGAUAAAUUCCCUUACUAUCAUUGUUUUAAAAGCACAAGUUGCAAACCUUCUUGCUAAAACAACUUGGCUCAUUCCUGGUAAAAUAAAUAGUUAGUACAUUCCACAAUCUCCUUUCGAGAGCGUUUUUCUGCAUUACCAAAACACCAUUAACUUCUCAGGAGUGUACAUUUUUAAAUGGGUCUUUUUGUAACCCAGAAGAUAGCAUUUUAAUUUCACAUAAAUUAUUGUAGAUCUCAGAUCGUGAGUUAUGGUAGUUCGAGGAUAAAUCGCAAAUGCGUGUCAUUUAACAAAAUUGGUCUUUAACCUCAUUGGACUGGGCAAACAAUUGUUUUAUUUGUUUCUAUUACUUUGUUCAGUAAUUCAUGGCAUACAAUUAUUACGAAAUUUUGUAAACGAUACAAUCUCCAGCAUCUCUUGUCUAAAAAAAAAAACAAAAACAACAUUAAAAUCAAAACUAACCGAGGGAAAUUAAGCAAAACAAAAAUGAUAAAUAAUAAAUUUGUCACAAAGUACUAAUUUAAGUACAAUUAACUUUAAUUUAUUAUUAAAACAUUUUAAACAAAAUAAAAUAAAAAAAAAAGUAAAUUAAAGCGAUUUCUGUACACUUUAAGCAAUUGCGUCCUGUUGUUGUUUACCACAUUGUAACUAUCUUAAAUUUAUUAUUAAACAAAACAAAAUAAUUAAAAUAAUUAUUAUUACAGUGUACUAUCAUUAUGAUUCCAUAAUUUUUAAAAUGUUUUUGGUUUUUUAUUUUGUUCGAUUUUCUGUCUUUAUUUUUAUAUGUAUAUUUUUUUUCUUUGUGAUGCAUUUUUCUUUUUGUUGCAAUAAAGUGAAACAAAAAAAAGUUUAAUAAAUAUAUUUAAAUGUAUUUUUAUUAUAUAUAAAUAUAUUUUUGUUGAAAAAUGUUAAGUGUAGAAAAUUUUGUAUUUGUUUGUCUUUAAUUUAUUUUUUGAUAUACAGAAGAAAAAAGAAAAUGAUUAACAUUCGCAUUAUCAUAUUUAUAAAUAUUGAACGAUAAAAGUUUAAAGAAAAACAUAAUUAAAGGACCGAAACAUAAGCAAUAAUAACAUUUUUUUUAAUAGAAAGAAAAAAACAUUUUUAAUAUCAAACGUAAAGUUAAAAAAAAUAAGAAUUUAAACAAUUACACGCCUCUCCAUAGCAAUAAGACAUUUUUUUACCAUUUUAUUCCCAUUAAAAGAAAUACGAAGAAAAAAUGAUAAAAGAAUGAUGAUAAUAUUAUAGAAAACAUUAUGAAUAAACGAACUUAUGUAAACCAACAUGUUUAUUUGGUCAUGACAGAAAAUGUUGACUAUUUUUUCUUAAAGAAAAUAAUAACUUUCAAUACUUUUUUCUUAACUAUGAAAGGCAAUCUUCGAAUUAUAUGGCUCACAAGUGAAAGAGUAGCUUGUACUUAACUUAAUAUGAACUUAUUGUAUGCAUACAAAUAAAAGCAAGGGGUUAAAGCGUAAAAGACUGACUUUUGAAAAAUUUCAUAACUUUUUUAAUGGAUGGAAAUAAGGGUUUUUGCAUGGAAGCUAUUUCUUUGCUUAUACUCAAUUAUUCACUGUACAUUAUAGCACUUUUCUUCUUCAAUUGUGUUUCUGUUCUUGAAGUUCUUUCAUUUUUUAAGAGAACCUAACAAUGUUGUUUUUAAAUAGAUUUUAUUUAAUUACAUACAUGUACAAUUUUUAGUUUAAAAAGAGAUCUCAUUUCAAAGUCGUUUUGAUUUGACUUUUCGAUGUACUUAGUUCAUCUCUACAACGCCACAUUUUUUCAAUUAAGUUGCCAGUUUAAUAUUUUCAGAGAGUUUUUUUUUAAACAUCACAAUUUAAUUUUAAAAUCAAAUAACUUCUCAUCUUGUCACCGUCUAAUUGGCUUUGAAAGUCUCCAAUAUUAAUUCAUAUGCUGACAAAUGUUGGCUGACAAUAUACCUAAAAGAAACCAAAGUGUCAAAAUAAACAUUUUUAAUGUAGGACGAUGGAAAAACAUUUAACAAUUUGUCGGAAAAUAAACUUGAUGACUUUUAUUUGUUGCUAUGUAAAAUAAUAACGCCUUUUGUUGAAUUUGUUUGGAUUUUCAAGAACAUGAACCCCCUUGAAAUCUUAGAAAUCCAAAUAGAAUUAAUUCUAAUUGUGUACUUGCUGUUUCAUGUUUACAGUUCAAAAACACAACCUUAUUGAAAAACUAUCUAUCUAUGUCUUCAAUAUUUUGGACUAUUUUCAGUAUAGGUUUAAAGUGAUUUAAAGCAUAUUUUUCUAUAAUUCAUUUAUAUGGGGUCUUAUUAAAUCACAUGUUGUUACUUCACUGCAGUUACAUUCAACUUAGGCUUUUUAAAUUUUACCACCGCUUCAGUUCGUUUGGUAUUAUUGUUUCGUAUUCAUUCAAUGAAAACUCCUUAAGUCCAUUUAUGCAAAAGACAAAGUCUACGUUCUUCUAUUAUUAAAUUAUAAAGAAUUAAAAGUCCCGAAAUCUGAUAGUUUUAUAUUGAUUACAAACUUUAAGUGUAAGUAUGGAUAUGGGUCAAAGUUCAUAUUCUGUUUAGUAACACGACAUUUCAUUAUUCGUUAUUACGGAUUUAUGACACCAUUUGGUUGUUUUUUAAACGUAAACAAUUUCUCUUAAAAUGAAAAUAAAUAUUAGCAAAUGGAAUUUUCUCUUAAAUAAAGUAAAAGAAAUAAAAAACAACAGCGAUUCGAAAUAAAUUUCUUAACAUAAAUGUUGAUAUCCUGCUUUCUUUUAGUGAUCUCGUACCCGUUUAUUGUAAUCUUUUAAAAACGUAAUAAGUCUUUACGAUGCCGCGACAACCACCUUGCACGAAUAGAUCCAUCUUAAAAGAGAAUUCUUAAAACAUUUAUAUUAAUCAUAACCACAACCUACACCUAUUUGCAUUCUUACUCUCUCUCUCUUUCUCUCUCUUUUCUCCUCUAACACCUGUCUUAACAGAGAUUAGAUUAUUAAAGAAAAAAAUCUCUUGAACCAACUUCAAAAAUAAAUACAAAAACAAAAAAAAAUGACUUCCUUAAGUCAAACGUUUUGUGUCCUGACUAAUCAUAAUAUAUUAAUAAAUUAUUAAAACAAAAAUCAACAAUAAUUUGUUCAAUUAAAAACUUCAAAUAUGAUGAUUAGUGAAUAAAUAAACUACAAAAUUACUUAAAAAAUAAAAUAAACCAAAAUGCGAUAUGAAUAAUGAUAAUAUUAUAAUAUUUAUUGUGCCUGUAAAAAAAGAAAAACAUCCCAUAAAAUUUAAAUUUAUUAAAACUUAAAGGAAACAAAAAUAAAAAAAUAAUAAUAAUUUUUGUGUUAAAAAGCCAAAACUGAAUGAAUUAAUAAAGUAAUACAUUUUUCUUUUAUUUUUAUUAUUAAAGAAAAUUCAAAUUAAAAACAAAAACAAAUUCCUAAUUUAAUUUAUUUUCAAAAAUAAAAAUUAAAAAAAAAAACAUAUUUUAUAUUGAAAAAUCUUUAACAAAAAUAAAUCAUACAUUAAAUAUAUAUAUUUAUAUUAAAACAAAAAAUAAAACAUAAUAAAACAUAUUUAUAUAAGUAGACAAAAACAAAAAAUAAAAUAAAAAUCUUAAAAAUAAUUGUGAUUAAAAUCCACAUAUAAAAUUAAACACCAAUUAAAAUUCAAUAAAAGCGGACAGCUAUUUAAAAUUUAUAUAAAAAUAUAUUAAAAUAAAAUUCUGACAACAAAUAUAAAACAAAAACAAAAAUAAGAAUAAUAGGUACGAUUUUUAUAGGAACUUGCAUGAGACACCAUUUAAUGCUGAAGGCAAUCCCAAGAAGAUGUUUCUCCUCAUUGCACCUAUCACACACUAUCUCUUCAUUCUUUUCUUAGAUUUUAAAACAACAAAAAAGAAAACUUAAAUUAAAUAAGAGUAAUAAAAAAAUGUGUUAGUGAGAAAAUAAUUUACAUAAAUAAAUAAAAUAAACAUAGAUUUAGGAUCACAAUAAAAAGUAGAAAUUUAUAUAUUUAAAUAAAAAAAAAAAAACAAAAUUAUUAUUUUAAAACAAAAACAAGCUUGCCAUAAAUGAAAUGCAAAAUAAUUCGUCCCAUAACUGCACAUGAAACAUUUAAAAAGAAAUACACUUAGAAAACACGCAUGAUGUGACACAAUCCCUCUCAGGAUAAAUGAGUUGUUUUCUAUUUUGCAAAUUAUUUUUCCAUUGAAAAUUACAAGAAAAAUAAAAACAACAAUUAUUAACAAAAAAAAAAAACAAACAAAAUAUUUUUUAAGUAAAUCUUUAGAAGAUCUUUUAUAGCUUUGCGUGCUUUUUAUGUACACACACCAAGAGAAUAUUGUAUUUUAUAAAAAUGAUGAUGAUGAAGAAGAAACAGAAAACAAAAUUGCAAAUUGUCCAAAACAAAAUUUUAUUUUGCAAACAAAAACAAAACAAACAAAUUAAUGCUUAACAAUUUUUGUUGUUCUUCAAAAUAGAGGCAAACACAAAAUAAUACACAUAAAGUUAACUCUUAGAGGAGAAAUAGUAGCGAAACAAAUUUAUUAAUUAAAAUUAAAAUUAAAAACAAAAACAAAAAAUUACAAAUAUAAGUAAAAAUGUCAUUUAGACAAUAAAAAUUAAAUUAAAAUUAAAUAAACUGUUCGUCUAUGAAUAGGAAGAAUAAUAUAAAUAAAACAAAAAAGCAUUAGAAAAUAACUUCCGAAUUAUUCCUAAAAUAAUAAACAAAAGAAAAUUAAAAAAAAAA